Molecule: messenger RNA, 2015 nt
Organism: Trichophyton rubrum CBS 118892
Lineage: Eukaryota; Fungi; Ascomycota; Eurotiomycetes; Onygenales; Arthrodermataceae
Exons: 3
Coding region: 219-2015 (598 amino acids)
Molecular function (GO): metal ion binding
Source: RefSeq, a predicted model, not a curated record
UCAUCCCUCUGGUGCCUUUUUUUUUUUCUCUGAUAUUCGCCCUUAUUACCAGCUGCUUGGGCUAGAUAUCCAUUUCCUUCUUCUCCCGCCCUCUAGCGCUGCCUCUUCUUACGUUACUCUCUAUAUCUGACCAAAUUUGGUAGUCUAUCACGACUCACUCACAUACAUUUCAAAUUGGCUCCUACUUUGCAGGAAUAUCAUAUAUUGCCCAGUCUAUCAUGGCAAUGCCUCUUCGACCUCUACACUUCCUGUCUCGUGAAGAUGGCACCCUUACGGCCCUGGUUGCCGUUGAUGAACUGCCCCAUUAUGUCUCUAUCAGAGGCGUUCCUCGCACUCUGAACCACAGCGACACCCAGGGUAUGACCAGCCUUGGAACAGUCAAGUCUCGUGGACAAUUCUACCUUAUCGACAGUGCUAUCCAGCACACACCCAAGUCCGUGGGAGAAAAGACAAACAAUUCUGGCCGCCAGGUGGUCGCAGCAGCCGCACGCGGGCUCGAGGACUUUGGCCAGCUGGCGACCGCACCCCAAAACCCCACGGCAGAUGCAUCUGCGGGCCAGAAUCCAGACUGGACUCUCGUUACCACAGGUGGUGCUCAAACCUCUACAAAGCAUAGCUCCGGUCAUCGCCACGGCAAAGGUGGUCAAAAUGGGAAUUCUGCCAAAAAGGAAUACUGCUCGUUCUGGCUUCGUCAUGGAGAGUGUGACUAUCAGCAGCAGGGAUGCAUUUUCAAACACGAAAUGCCUACGGAUAAACCCACGCUUGAUAAGCUUGGGCUCAGAGAUAUCCCUCGCUGGUACCGUGAGAAACAUGGAGUCAAGGGGCUCGGGGGCGCUGCUGGACGAAAUCGCCAUGAAGGAAACGGACGCAACUGGCGUGCUGAAAACCAUCACCAUAGCCAUCAUCACCUCCCAGUCACUGCUGCAAACCCAGCCGAUAGACGCGACGCUAAUUGUCACCGGGUUAUGACUACAGAGGCCCAGGCGGAAAGGCCCAGAGCUACCCCUACACCCCCACAACAGCUUAACCUUUCUACCCUGCCUCAUGGUCACCCAACCAUGUAUAACAACAUACCCGGCACUACUCAUGGGCCUCCUAUGGGCUUAUCUGCCCCAGUAGGUUUGAACGUGAACAUGUCAGCAAACAACCCGCCGCUUGAGGGCCCGAAAUUUACCAAUCGAUGUGAUCUUAUUUCCAUCGAUGACUUCCGGAAAACACCUACGCCCGACCACACGGUACAGGACAGGAUUAAACCUUCGCUUGGAAACUUCUCUGGUAAUGGCAAUCAGUCUCAUGUCAAAAUUGACCUUAUGGACCAGCCAUUUCCCACUGGCCCAGGACUACCACCAACUGCGCCAGCCACCAGCUCAAACAACGGACAAGGACAGAAUGCUGUAUCUCACAACAACAACAACAACAACAACAACAACCUGAUGCUUUCUCACAGUUAUGCUCCAGGCUCUCUGCCACUUCCAGGGUCAACAUCUCUUUGGACCAUAACCGGGAAUGAAGGGGAUAACUGGAACUUGUUACCCCUUACUCCCUUCUUGCCCGUUGCAGGGGCUCCUCCUGUUAACCAGCAGCCGAACGGCCAGGGAACUCAGAUCAAGAAAAAACCCCAGCGCUCUCGUCGACUCUACCAACGCAGACCAUCUAUCGAUGGCAACGAUGGCACUGAUGAGGAAAAGCACUUGCGGCCAACAAACAUCGCCCCCAUAAACACUACUAUAACUAACCUGGACUUCAAAGUCCCCGCAUCAAGGGCAAUCUCGCCUUGCUUUUCCUCUCAUCCCCAGUCUGGCAGUUAUGCUUCUUCCCCUUGCUCCCCCCGUUCUGGCCUGACUGCCAACCGUUUCCCUGAUAACUUCGAAUUUCGUGGAAAUGGCAAUCACAGAUACGGGAGCCGUGGAUCUCCAAACUCCACCCAAUCGACUCAGACCAGCAGAGGAAUUAACUGUGAUUUGUUUGAUCUUGGGCUAAACAACCCAGUUACCCUUACUGCCAAACACAUCUAA